AUGGAGGGGCCGGGCUGCGGCGAGCCGCUGCCCCCCGACCUGAAGGAGCUGGAGAGCAAGGUGGGGCGGCGGGCCCCCGAGGGGUUGGUGCGCUGGCUCCGGGAGGACCCGGCCGCCGCGCUUCUCCGGGAGAGCCCGGCCCGGGGACAGCGCCGGGGACUGGCCGGGAAGAUCAAGGCACUGAAGCUGGAACUGGCCUACCUGCGAGCCAUUGACGUCAAGAUCCUGCAGCAGCUGGUGGUGGUGAAUGAGGGCAUCGAGGCCGUGAAGUGGCUCCUGGAGGAGAAGGGGACCCUGACCAGCCACUGCAGCAGCUUGGCCAGCAGCCAGUACAGCUUGGUGGAGAGCCAGGAGACCUCGCGCCGGGGCAGCUGGACCAGCCUGCAGGACCCCAGUGAGAAGCUGGACAGCAUCUCCGUCGGCAGCUACCUGGACACGCUGGCUGACGAGAUGGACGAGUACUGCCAUGGUGCCAUGGAGCCCGUCCUGUCCUCCACGCCGGGCAGACCGGGCAUCCCACCGGCCAGGCUGGAGCAGGACUGGGCCAGGAGCGACCCAGACAGGAGUCUGCCCAGUAAGCCAGGCAGCCUGCAGGACAAAUGCAAAGCGGACCAGGAGUGGCUCCGGAUGGACCAUUCCUCGGCCCGGCCUGCCCAGGAGCACAGCACCAGGGAUCCAGCCAGAGCAGCGAAGCAGCCCGCUGGCCCUCAGCAGCCCCAGGUGGCCAACGGCUUCUUGGGCAGACAGGCUCCUGCUUUGGAAGCCAGUAAAGAGGCCCCGGGGGAGAGGCUGAGCAAGGGCAGCCCGGCCUGGAGGAACGGCCAAGUAGACUUUGAGCCCUGCAAGCUCAACGGCAAACUCCACCUGGAGUACGACGCCCACUGGCGCUGGGUGCAGUCGCAGGACGACGUGACGUUCUUGUAG
Messenger RNA from Emys orbicularis (European pond turtle), 924 nucleotides. RefSeq names its product leucine rich adaptor protein 1 (gene LURAP1). Gene Ontology annotation, biological process: positive regulation of cytokine production; positive regulation of canonical NF-kappaB signal transduction. The record is from RefSeq and is a predicted model, not a curated record. The coding region runs from base 1 to 924 and encodes 307 amino acids. Lineage: Eukaryota; Metazoa; Chordata; Testudines; Emydidae. The transcript has 2 exons.